Messenger RNA from Drosophila navojoa, 4340 nucleotides. RefSeq names its product protein tyrosine phosphatase non-receptor pez (gene Pez). Lineage: Eukaryota; Metazoa; Arthropoda; Insecta; Diptera; Drosophilidae. The record is from RefSeq and is a predicted model, not a curated record. Gene Ontology annotation, biological process: protein dephosphorylation. Gene Ontology annotation, molecular function: protein tyrosine phosphatase activity. Gene Ontology annotation, cellular component: cytoskeleton.
UUUCUGUUAACGCUUUUAUUUAUUUUUUCCGCAACGACUUUAAAUAAGCUUUAAUUAUAAAAUUUUAAUGCUUAACGUGUACACACAGCUGUGUUCGAUUCAAAGUGCCUUAAAAGCUGUAAGCAAGCAGCUUGAAAAUAUAUAAAAAUAACAACACCAACAAAAUCCAAUUGUGUAAUUUACAUGCAAAUGUCGUUGGUACCUGCUGGCCAACAACAACAACUCCGAUACCAACAACAACAAGCCAACAGCAGCAGCAGCGUGUCUUCGCUUCAUAUACAACGCCACGGAAAUGCCACUGAAAUUCUUUAAAAAAUGUCGACAAUAUAAUGUGACGUCCAAAAAUCUAUUUGUUAUAAAUGUGCAUCAUUUGCUAGAUGUUUCGAGCACCGUUGACUGCACCAUCAGCUCGGAGAGCAAGGGCCAGGAGUGCCUGGAUAAUGUCUGCCAACGGCUCUACAUCCAGCAGCCGGAAUUCUUUGGCCUGCGCUAUUUGGUCAAGGACAAGGAGGACGAAUACAAAUGGCUCGAUCUGGAGCGUUCACUUAGCCGCCAGCUGCUCAAAUAUGCCGCCGACAACAAGAUGUAUCUGCGCGUGCGUCACUAUGUGACGACGGGCGUGCGGCACCUGAACGAUGAGGCGACGCGUUUCUAUUACUUUCUGCAGCUGAAGAGCGACAUCUACGAGGGACGCAUUGCGUGCGACAUACGGACGGCCAUACUGCUGGCUCUAUAUUGUCGCCAGGGUGAAUAUGACAGCAGCUAUCAGAGCGACAAGCAGUCGAAGGACUAUCUGAAGAAGUCCCUGGUGCUGCCGCGCAACAUGCAGGGGCUGGCCAACGACGACAGCAUGCUGGAGGGCCUGAUCAUGGAGGUGCUGCAGCAGCACUCGGGCAUUGUCCAUCUCAAUCAGAGCCAGGCGGAGGAGAUGUAUAUCCAGUGCUGCCAGCAGCUGGAUGGGUAUGGCGAGGAGCGGUUCGCGGCCAAGGAUACGCUGGGCAACGAUCUGCAGCUGGGCUUGGCCAUCAAUGGAAUGGUCGUGAAUGCGGACAAUGGCCGGCAGUAUUUCCCCUGGAAGGAGUUCCAUACGGUGACCAUCGAUAAGCGCACCAUUAAGAUCGAGCAGAAUAAGCUGGACGGCGAUGGGAGCAUUGUGGGCAGCUUCAUCUUCAGCGAGGCGGAUACGGCACGGUAUUUCUGGAAGCUGUGCAUCAUGCAGCACAAGUUCUUCAAGCGCUACAUCGACACGGACACGCCCUCGAGCCUGGGCAGCAGCGUGGGCCCGGACAUGGAGAGCAACAACGGGAAUACGCUGGGCGGCGACAGUGUGGGCUAUGUGGAAUAUGAUUAUGUGGCGGCUGCAGAGCAACAACAGCAGCAGCAGCAGCAGCAGCAACAUCAACAGCAGCAUCAGCAGCAACAACAGCAACAGUUGCAACAGCAGCAUCAACAACAGUUGCAGCAUCAGCAGCAACAGCAACAGUUGCUCUCGUCCAAUAUAUCGCUAGCCGCCAGCCAUAGCCACAGCCAGUUGCUGGGCCAGAGCAGCAGCUGCUUGGAUCUGAGCAACAACAAUUUGCUCAGCAGCAACAGCAUGCUGCACCACAAUAGCAACAUCAAUGGCGGCAGCAGCGCGGACACACACGAACGCGAACGCCUGAAGGCCAUGCUGCCCACGUAUCGUCCGGCGCCGGACUAUGAGACGGCCGUGCAGCUGAAAUAUCGCACGCCCUCCGCCGAUCUGCACAAUGUGACGCUGGCCUUGGCCACGCCGGGCAAUGCGGCCGCCUAUUAUGCCGGCUCGCAGCCGGAUGUUCACAAUCCGGCGGUUUAUGGCGAGAAUUUGCUGUUCGGCCAUCACUUGACGGCGGCGCAUCGCUAUCCGGACGUGGCGCAGCCAGCGGCUGCAUUGCAUGCCCAUCAUCAUCAUCUGAACUUCUAUCAGACCCAGCAGCAGCAACAGCAGCAGCAGCAACAACAGCAACAACAACAACAACAACAGCAGCAGCAGCAUCAGUCACCCGCUGCCUAUUUGGAGCUGUCACAGCGGAUGCACAUGAUGCGACACAAGGCGCCGCCGCCGUAUCCCGUGAAUCGUUUGAGCUCCUCAUCGACGCCGGAUCUGGCUGUGGCCACGCCACGCCCACUGCAGGGCUAUCGCAACUAUGUGUCGGGCUCGUCGCCCGAUCUCGUCUCCAAUCGCACACUGCUCAAUGGCGGCCAAUUUGUGGCGCUCACCGCCGCCGCCGGCGGCAUGCACGGCAAUGUGCCGACAUCCUCGGGAGCGACAAUGCUGCAUCAGUAUCCGUAUAUUGGGCACAUGGGCCACUCGCAGCCAUAUCUGCCGCCGCACGGCACCUUCGAGAACCUCAACAUGAUCGAGGAGCAGCCGUCCAUAAUGUCCCAGCUGCGCCAGUCGGCGAUGAGUCAGGCCGCCGCUGCGGCCGCAGCUGUGCAGAGCUCGCCCACUUUGCCGCCCAGUGGCUAUCGCAGCUCGGCACCGCCGCCAGCCACCAGCAGUCCGCAGCCGGUGGCCACGACGCCGACGCCGUUGCAGCGCAGUGCGAUGAACGGUUCCAUUGAGCCCAUCUAUGAGAAUGUGCCGCUGCCGCAGCGAGCCAGUGGCAGCAGCACCGGCGGCAGCAAUGCCAAUGCGGAUGCCAUGCGUCAACGCGCCUCCUCCAUACAGUCAGCGCCGCCGGGCGCCGUCGCGCCAGUGCCAGCCGCACGGCAUGCCAACACCAAAUCCUCCAGCAGCAGCAGCAGCAACAACAACAAUAACAACAACAACGUGGUGACGGUAACGGUGAAUGCCCAGCCGGACGAUGAGAUUACUCGGAAUAUUAAGAAAUAUGCGGGCGCGGAUCGCGCUGCGAGCACGGAGCUGCAGUUCCUGGAGCCACAGGCGCCGCAACGUGCGGCUCGGGCGGCCAGCGCAGCGCCCGCCAUUGGAGCCACAGCACCGCCGCGCCAACAUCGCUCGACGGCCAGCCUGAACAAGUCGACGGUGGAUGUGAUUUCGCCGACGGGCGACGGGCUGCUCCAGCAGCAAUUUAGUGCCAUGAAUCUGUCUGCCAACACAUCGGCGUCCACAUCCUCGAUGUUCAACUCGACGCUGGACACCACCGGCUCGUCGUCGGCCAGCAAGGAUGUGAAGCGUCGCCGUCGCUGGAACAUUCUGUCGCGCAGCAAAACGCCCGACAAACAGAAGUCGGCGACAUUGGGCCGCGAGAAGGCCAGCAGCUCGGCCGCGCAGCAGGCCAAGCUGGCCACGAAAAUGAAAUUGGCCCAGGACGAUCUCAAUCUCAAUGCGCAUCGUUGGUCGACAGGCGUCAGCAAGCCGCAGCCCAUAUCGGGGCAGUAUUCAAAGGAUAAAUUGUGCCAGAUCUUGAAUGAUAAACUGCAGGAUUCGCAGCUCUAUUUGGAGUUCGAGCGCAUACCGAAGAGACGCGAGCAUGCGCAAUAUUCGUGCGCCUUGCUCGAGGAGAACGAGCCGAAGAAUCAUGAUCCCAAUUUUCUGCCAUACGAUGAUAAUCGCGUGCGUCUAACGCCAUCGAGAGAUAAUCGCCAUGGCUAUGUGAAUGCCUCAUAUAUAUCGGCCACCGUUGGCACGAAGCAGCGUUUCUAUAUCGUCGCCCAAUCACCCCAGGAGUCGCAAACGAUGCGUAUCUUCUGGCAAUGCGUGUGGGAGGCGGACGUUUAUUUGGUGGUGCAGUUAACGGAGGACAUGAGCUACAUACCGCUCAGCACGCAACAGUGUAUGGAGUUUGGAAAUUUUCAGGUCUUUCAGGAAUUCUCACAAACUACGGACCGUUGCACCACCAGCAAGCUGAGUUUAUAUCAUGUACCGUCGCGUCGCUAUCGUUCCGUGUGGCAUCUGAAAUACGCCGAUUGGGCCGAACAGAAUUGUCCACGUGAUGUCAAUCAUUUUCUGGACUUUCUCGAGGAGCUCAAUUCGGUGCGUUUGGCAUCGACAAACGAGGUGCCGCCGGGACACAAUACAAAUCCUCCCGUGCUCAUACACUGUCUGGAGGGAGGCGGGCGUUCGGGCGUGACACUGACUGCCGAUCUACUGCUCUAUACACUGGAUCACAAUGAGGACUUGGAUAUACCGCGCGUCAUCGGCCAGCUGCGGCAUCAGCGGGACAAAAUCAUACCAUCGCUGGCGCAGUACAAGUUCAUCUACAAUCUGCUCAUCACCUAUUUGAAGCGCACCCGUUUAAUUUAAGUGGCAGCGAAAUUUCAGCGGCAACUAAUUCCCAACAAGGGGCUCAGUUCAGCUCUAAAUAGUAUUUGAAAUAUUUAAGCCUUUUUUAACCUAUGAAUAACGAGUGAACGAA